AGCCAAUGUGCAACUAUAAAUAGAGCUGUUGGCUUCCCUUCCUUCCCACACUUCGCAUUUAGCCCAAGUUAACUAGAUUUGGAUCGCGGAAUCCCAGAGAGAAGGACACACAGAGAAAUCACAGAGAACCUUUCAAAACUCCGUCAAUGGCCACCAAAGUGUAUAUUGUGUACUAUUCCAUGUAUGGACAUGUAGAGAAACUAGCAGAAGAGAUAAAGAAAGGGGCUGCAUCUGUUGAAGGUGUGGAAGCCAAAUUAUGGCAGGUGCCUGAGACACUACCAGAAGAGGUGCUUGGGAAGCUGAGUGCACCACCAAAGAGUGAUGUGCCAAUCAUUACGCCCGAUGAUCUUGCUGAGGCUGACGGGUUUAUUUUUGGCUUCCCAACAAGAUUUGGAAUGAUGGCUGCUCAAUUCAAAGCAUUUCUAGAUGCAACUGGAGGUUUAUGGAGAACACAACAGCUAGCAGGCAAGCCUGCUGGGAUCUUCUACAGCACUGCAUCUCAGGGUGGUGGACAAGAGACAACUGCGUUAACUGCAAUUACUCAGCUGGUUCACCACGGAAUGAUUUUUGUACCCAUUGGAUAUACAUUCGGAGCUGGCAUGUUUGAAAUGGAGAAAGUGAAGGGUGGAAGUCCUUAUGGUGCUGGAACUUUCGCUGGAGACGGCUCGAGACAGCCAUCCGAGCUUGAGUUGGAGCAAGCAUUCCACCAAGGAAAAUACAUUGCCACCAUCACAAAGAAACUCAAGGGCGCCGCUUAAAGUGUCCAAAGUAAUAAUUCACCAUAAAGAUGUCAACUGAAAUCAUUUUUCAGUCUUAUACUCUUAGAUUUUCAUAUUCCUAUAUGUGUUUGCAAGCAAUAAUUACUGUGUCGUUUGAUGCAUGCUUUGUAUGUCCUACACACAGUUCAGUUAUCAUUAAUGGUAAAAGUUUGCUGGAACA
Messenger RNA from Carya illinoinensis, 939 nucleotides. RefSeq names its product probable NAD(P)H dehydrogenase (quinone) FQR1-like 1. The record is from RefSeq and is a predicted model, not a curated record. Bases 147 to 758 code for a protein of 203 amino acids. The transcript has 4 exons. Gene Ontology annotation, molecular function: NAD(P)H dehydrogenase (quinone) activity; FMN binding. Lineage: Eukaryota; Viridiplantae; Streptophyta; Magnoliopsida; Fagales; Juglandaceae.